CAAUUGUCUUUCUUGGGAGACGAUGAAUUAGCACGCGAUUAUUAUUAUGGACCCCGGAAAUGGACAGUAGUGUCCUAUUUUUUAGGUCUAAAAUCGUUAAUUUGCCGCUAUCAUUAGUAUUCAAUGUGUGUUCUUGAUUUACUAAUAAUGGGCAAUACUAUGAUCUGAUGAUGGUCCAAUUAGGUCAAUGAAAAGCAUUGGAACCCGGAUGACAGCCCCAUUAACCAUUGCUGAUAACUAGUCUAGAAUCGUUUUACUGUUGACCAGACGUUGAUCUGUCAUGUCUUCGAUUUCUGCAGUGGAAAGCUUCAGAGGAGUCCGAAUCGGAAUGUAUGAGAUAUUUUGUGUUUGAUUUUAUUGCACUCAUCACAUUUCAAUCUUCGAACUAUAGGACAUUAAAACACUAUUCCUGAUUAUUCAGACUGUAUCAGAUCGAUGAGAAAUCAUUUUUUUAUGUGUGUGGAAUUUGCGAAUGACCAUAAUGGUCACGGAAUAUAAGAGGAAAGCGUGGAAAGAGAAACCGGCCUUGCUCAUUUUCAUCUUGCUCGUCUCUUCGCUUGUAGCAACCGCUUAUCCUGCUCAAUUCACGUAUUCGUGCCCAGAUGGGUGGGCACACCCCUCACUCGACUCCAACCGCUGUUAUAAGCUACUGGCCGAUGGAAGCGCAAUGAAAUGGGCCGAGGCCCAGGUAGCGUGUGAGGAACCUUCAUUACCUGGCGGCUCUUAUCUCUUCGUUCCUUCAUCUAUGGAAGAGGAGAUUGUGAUGCAGUCCAUCUACCAAUCUGCAGUGGCUGAUUCUGAAAUUUGGAUAGGAUGUUCUGAUCUUGAAACGAACACAACGUUUAUUUGCUACCACGAGAACGAGGUCUUAACUUACAAGAAUUGGAGUCCUGGAAAUCCUGAUGAAAAUAAGUCAGCGAGUAAACAAAAUGGCGCCACAAUGAAUAUCCAGAAUCCGACCAGUGGAUGGGUGCAACAAAAUAAAAACUUCGAAGGACCUACUGUAUGUGAACUACCGGCUACUGAACACGCCAUCUCAUCCUUUUCUCAAACCUACGUCAUCAAGCACGACACUUCGACGGGUGUUGCGUUGCAGGACUGGUGUCAAUCGAGUACACCAAUUAAGGAACCUUUUGGUGUCAGGAGCGGGACAGAAUGUGGCGCAGCUUGCAAUCUUUGGAGAGGGUGCUACUCCUUCAACUUCAUCCGGCCUCCGGGACAGCCGGGGGAGGGGCGUUGUGAGCUGAUGGGGGCUGACAACGGGGAUAUGCACUAUGAGGAAGGAUGUAAAUACUUUGUUAUGAAAGGAUAG
Lytechinus variegatus (green sea urchin) is the source of this 1312-nucleotide messenger RNA. RefSeq lists its product as uncharacterized. The transcript has 4 exons. The coding region runs from base 473 to 1312 and encodes 279 amino acids. The record is from RefSeq and is a predicted model, not a curated record. Lineage: Eukaryota; Metazoa; Echinodermata; Echinoidea; Temnopleuroida; Toxopneustidae.